Poecile atricapillus (Black-capped chickadee) is the source of this 3025-nucleotide messenger RNA. Its product is annotated as proline-rich proteoglycan 2-like. The transcript has 4 exons. The record is from RefSeq and is a predicted model, not a curated record. NCBI's taxonomy places the organism in Eukaryota, Metazoa, Chordata, Aves, Passeriformes, Paridae. Bases 1646 to 2590 code for a protein of 314 amino acids.
CCAGUGAUUGAAAAGGAUUUAAUUCCAACCUUAAAGCCCGGAGUGCUGCAAUUUCCUGAUUAAUUCUCCCACAAGACAAAACAAAACGAAACAGAACAAGGAUAAAGCCCUCCUGGCCUCCCCCCUGCUCUCCCUGGAUCCUUCCCUUCCCCAGGUGAACAUUCCCAGCUCUCUCCUGAGUCUCUGAACUGGCUUAAAUCCCACCAAGGUCUAUGAAACAUCCAGGGGACGUUCCCAAGGCACAUUCCUGUGUCCUGUUUCUCAUUCCAUCCAUCCCAAUGGAGGAUUCUCCAUCGGAGCUGAUCCCAAGGUCCUUUCCCCCCAACCUCCACCAUCCCAUUAUUCCAUUUCCUCCAUUUUCCCCUUGGCUGUUUCCCCUUUCCCUCUUCCCUGGGUAAUAAAAGCCCUUCAUCCCGUGCUGGCCCCUAGGGAACAUCCCAUUAUUCCAUUAUUUAUAUGUUGGGAAUGAACUCUUGGUUCCAUCCCUCCUUUUCUCCCCUUUAAUAAGCUUUUAAUCCAUGCUGGAAGUUCAACAAUCCCCCCUUGGCUCCAGAGUUUCCUAAAAGCCUCUUGGAUGGACUUUAUCCAAAAGCCCCCAGGAAAAUGGAAUAACUGCUCUCCAUUACCCACGAAUUUGUGGACUGAACAUAAAACCAAGGAACUUUUUUUUUUUUCCCUCCAUGUUUAUUAGAAGGGUUUUAAUUCUGCUUUUAAUUAUGAUUUCAAUGUAAUUAAUACACAGCCACAACUCCUAAAUGGAGCUUGCAAAUGUGCUCAGGUAAACCGCUCAUUCCAUGGAAAAAUGAGCAUUUGGGAUUAAUUAUGACUGGUGCCAAAUUGAUCAUUAAUGAAGCUUUAGGGUUAAUUAGAACCAGCUGCAAAUUUCUCAGGAAGGGCAGGGAACAGUGCAGAAAAAAAUUCCUUUUUUUGGUAAAAAACGUGUUUAUUCCUGCGGCUCCCGAAUGGAACACCCCGAUUUCCCCCUCUCCAACAAUAUUUCAGGAUUAAGGGUAAUUUUCACCUCCCUCUCCACAUUGUGUUAAUGUGUUUCCAGGGAAAACUCCAAUAGCAACCGGAUCCAACCAGGCAGACUUGCCUCAUUCCAGCCCCCUUUGCUUCCAACAAAAGCCAUGGAAUUAAUAAAGCAUUUGGGAAUGACUCCAGACUUUCCCUCCAUCCCUGUGAGUGGAAAACAGGUUGUUUAGCCCAUUUUACAGCUGAGGCUUUCCGGGAUGGAGAGCAGGGAAUAUUCCUCGGGAUUCCGAGGGGCACAAGGGUGGCUCCUUCGCUUUUCCAGUGGUAAAAACUUGGUUCUGUUGGUGAUGCCCAGGCUCGAUCUGAUCCCAAAUCCUCGGGAAGGGAUGCACCAGGACAUUGCUUUGUCCCUGCUCCUACAGAACAUCUGGGAUCAAAACUCCCUUUCCAACAAUUCCCGUUUUUUGCUGGUGCAGGGGCAUCUCUUGCUGAAAUUGGGACGGGGUUGAGCUGGAGAACUUUUCCGUGGAUUAAGGGGGAGUCAGGUUACUCCCCACUUCCAAAAAAAGCAGGAAAUGUUGGGAGGAGCCCAGAUAUUUUGGAAAAGCACCAUAAAACCUGUCUGGUCCCAUGGCACAUCCAAGGGGAAAAUCCCAGGGAUUGAUUUUUCAUGGGACAGAACCACCGUGCUCGUUUUCCUUGCAUCCAUCCCCAGUGGGGGUGUGGAUGUGGAACACCAGAAUUCCAUGAUUUUGGAGCAGGAUCCAGACCAGUGCAUGGGUGUGGAGGAGGUCACCAGAAUUCCAUGGCUGUGGAGCAUGAAUCCAGAUCCAAACCUUCUCCUUUGUUUCCAGGUCCUGUUGUGCGAGGCCAGCUCUCCAGGCAGCUCUCCAGGCACUGCAGCCUUCCAGGAAGCUCCUGGCUCAGCCUUCCCGUUCCCGAGCCUUCGGAACCGGAGCAGAGCCCCAAAAAACCCAUGUCCUCUUCUGAGCCCAUCCUGGACCUCAAGGGAGACACGGUGGAAGCACCUCCAGAGAACCUGGGAGGAGCAGGGGAUCAGAGUUCCUGCCCGCCAAGGGACACUCCAGGGAAUGGACAAUCCAUGGAGCACACGGAACCAAUGCCAACAGCCCUCGAGGACCCUGCGGAGCCAAAGGAGAACCCCGGGAUGAGGCAGGACCCGUCCAACCCCGGGAAUUCUCUUGGAACCUCCAGCCCUGCGGGGCCCAUCCCAGCCCCACCCUCGGGUGAGCCCAUCCCCAUCAGAGACCCUCAGGAGGCGAAGGAUCCCAGCCCCACCAACUCCCCGCCGUGGCCAGCGGCUCCCGAGGAACCCCCGGCGCGCCCCAACACCCUGGACUUCUCCAAAGCGGGGAAGGAGCUGGAGGAGGCGAGGCAGGCGGGGCAGCGGCGCGGCAGCGACCGGGCAGCGGUCAAGGAGAACGGCGUGGAGGCCGCUCCGGCCACCAGCACGGCCAGCAGCGAGGAGCACCGGGCUCUGCAGUCCGAGCUGGGCAAGUGCAUCGAGGAAUUCCGCAGGAUCAAGAUCCCGCAGGCCUUUCCCAACAAGAAGCGGCAGUGGCAGAGUGAGCUGCUGAAGAAGUACCAGCUGUGAGAGCAGACCCCAAUCCCGUCGCUGGGAACGGGGCUCUCCAGGCGGCCGAGUGGCUGCUCCAGGGUGGCACAGGCUGUCCAUGCUCCCAAAAUGAGGAGCAGAGGUGGCUGAUGAAGCCCAGGCAGAUGUUGAAAGGGUCACAAGCCUGUUCCCACCACGGCCAUCGAGGGGAUGCUCAGUGGGACAGGCACAGCUGGAGGGGGUCGGACAAGGAAGGAUGUCCAGGGUGAUGUUCGGGAGAAGCAGAAAAUCCCACAUUUCUGAGACUGAAUUCCCCUGGUGUUUCAAACAAUAAAAUCGAGUUGGCGUCCAAAAUGAGCUCCAGACUCCUCGUGGCUCCGGGGCAGAUGUGGGAAUUUGGCUCUUCAGAAUUCUGCAAGUGGCUUGGAGUUUCCUGAAUUGCUUUUGGGGCUGGGAAAGGGGAGACCAGAUCCA